Vigna unguiculata (cowpea) is the source of this 812-nucleotide messenger RNA. RefSeq names its product putative glutathione S-transferase. Gene Ontology annotation, molecular function: glutathione transferase activity. The record is from RefSeq and is a predicted model, not a curated record. Lineage: Eukaryota; Viridiplantae; Streptophyta; Magnoliopsida; Fabales; Fabaceae. Gene Ontology annotation, biological process: glutathione metabolic process. Gene Ontology annotation, cellular component: cytoplasm.
AAGUGACUAUUGUAAGUGUUUGGAAUUGAAGUGGUGCAAUGGGUUCAAGUGAGGAAGAGGUGACCCUUCUGGGAGUUAUUGGAAGCCCAUUUGUUUGCAGGGUGGAGAUAGCCCUAAAGUUGAAGGGCGUUGAAUACAAAUACGUGGAAGAGAAUUUGAGCAACAAGAGUGAAGAGCUUCUGAAAUACAACCCAGUUCACAAGAAGGUCCCCAUUUUUGUUCACAAUGGGAAGUCCAUAGGAGAGUCCCUUGUGAUUGUUGAGUACAUCGAUGACACGUGGAAGAACAAUCCCAUCUUGCCUUCUGAUUCGUACCAGAGAGCCCUGGCUCGUUUCUGGUCCAAAUUCAUUGAUGACAAGGUGGUGAGGAGUUCAUGGAAAUCUGUUUUCACGGUUGACGAGAAAUGGCGUCUGAAGAAUGUUGCAGAAGCAUAUGAGAGUCUGCAGUUUCUUGAGAAUGAGAUAAAGGAGAAGAAGUUCUUUGGAGGAGAGAAGCUAGGGUUGGUAGAUAUUAGUGCUGUCUAUGUUGCAUAUUGGAUCCCUCUGAUUCAAGAAAUAGGAGGGAUGGAGUUAUUGACAACUCAGAAAUUUCCUAAUCUCUACAGGUGGAGCCAAGAAUUUGUGAACCAUCCAAUUGUUAAAGAAUGUCUUCCCCCAAGAGACCCAGUCAUUGCCAUUUUUAAAGGACGUUAUGGAGGCCGUUUUGUUUCAAAAUAGAUUUGAUGUUCUAAGCAAAAUUGUGUGGAGUUCUUGUGAUUGAGUUGUUGCUGUUACUUGCGAGAGAUUGAGUUGUUGCUGUGAGUUUCUGCAUGU